Molecule: messenger RNA, 663 nt
Organism: Pristis pectinata (smalltooth sawfish)
Lineage: Eukaryota; Metazoa; Chordata; Chondrichthyes; Rhinopristiformes; Pristidae
Product: anterior gradient protein 3-like
Exons: 7
Coding region: 26-517 (163 amino acids)
Cellular component (GO): endoplasmic reticulum
Source: RefSeq, a predicted model, not a curated record
AGUGUCAUUACAGGUUAUUAAAAAAAUGCUUCGGAUAUUGGUUCCUGCAAUUUUCCUCCUGGUUGCUGCUAUAUCCAACCUAGCCACAGCAAUUAAAAAAAGGCCACCUCAAACACUGUCAAGAGGUUGGGGGGACGAUUUAACAUGGGUUCAAACCUACGAAGAAGGGCUUUUUAAGUCAAAGAAAAGCAACAAGCCGUUAAUGGUCAUCCAUCACUUGGAAAACUGCAAAUACUGUAACGCACUUAAGGAAGCUUUUGCUGCAAGUAGAGAAAUCCAGGAGAUGGCAGACAAAGAUUUCAUCAUGUUGAAUCUUAUGCAUGAAACCGCUGACAAGAAUCUUGCACCAGAUGGUAAAUAUGUGCCCCGGAUUAUCUUUGUAGAUCCUUCUAUGACUGUGAGAGCAGAUAUUGCAGGGAGGUAUUCAAACCGUCUCUAUACAUAUGAACCUCGAGACAUCCAACUCUUGAUUGACAACAUGAAGAAGGCAAAACGUUUGUUAACAUCUGAGCUAUAACAAAGAACAGCAUCAUCAUUAACAGGAUUUUAUAUCCUUAUGUAUACGAAUUCCAUUUUAGUUACUGAUCCAUAUUGAUUAAUGCUCAAAGCCAAUAUGCAAGAAAUAUAUAAACUGUACACAAUGCCAUAAUUUUCAUUUUUUGA